Molecule: messenger RNA, 13385 nt
Organism: Pygocentrus nattereri (red-bellied piranha)
Lineage: Eukaryota; Metazoa; Chordata; Actinopteri; Characiformes; Serrasalmidae
Product: dynein heavy chain 11, axonemal
Exons: 82
Coding region: 1-13383 (4460 amino acids)
Biological process (GO): microtubule-based movement
Cellular component (GO): dynein complex
Molecular function (GO): dynein intermediate chain binding; dynein light intermediate chain binding; ATP binding
Source: RefSeq, a predicted model, not a curated record
AUGUCGGAGGAGGAAGAGAGCCGCUUCUCUGAAGACCCCAGGGCGAGGUUUGUGGGACAGAAGGUCGUCCAGAUGCUGAGAGUCCGAGCAGAACUCUGGGACAGGUUCUGCUCAGAGGAGCAAAAUCAGAACCUUCUCAGUGACUUCUUUGAGAACCCAGUCAGAGUGAUGAUCUUCAGCGCCUCCUCCGUCCUCACUGCGUCCACUGAGGUGUGUUGUAUGCCUGGGAGUAGGUUUUUUUACGUUCUGAAGAAGGAGAACGUCCCCGUCCUCUCUGAGAACUGCCGGAACGUUCUGCUGUUUGGGCUGCUGUCACCGUCUCUGCUCACGCAGCUGUCAAACAGUGUGGACAAGGUCUGUCUGCCGCUUUUGUCGAACAAGAAGAAUCACCUGACGUGGCCGAGCGUGAUUUCCCAGGACGUGACGAGACACGUGGAGACGCUAUCGAGCAAGGUGACGGUGGUGAACGGAGAGAUCCACGGCAGAACCGUCCUCCCUGUUACCGCGGUGACGGAGAGGCUAGAGAGGCGUCCGGCGGCCGACAUCAGGCUUCAGGACUGUCAUGACGGGAGGACAGUCAUGCACGCCAUUGAGUCCAUGGUCAUUAACUGGACCCAUCUGAUUCAAAAAGUCCUAAAGGAAGAUUCUGCAGAGCUCAUCUUGAAGGGGCUGAACCCGGGACCGGGCGCUGAGCUUCACUUCUGGAGAUCUAGAAAAAAGAACAUCCAGAAUAUCUACGAUCAGAUUCAGAGCCCUGAGAUUCAGAAGAUGGUGAGAAUCCUGGAAGCGGCCGACAGCAGUUAUUACCCGUCUUUUAAAGCGCUGACCGAGGAGGUCUCUGACGCCUUACAGAAAGCGAGAGAUGUGGAUCUGCACCUUCAGCAGCUUCAGCCACUCUUGUUCCACGUAGAAGAGGUGGAGUUCUCAUCUCUGCAUCGGCUCAUCCGUCCACUCUUCCACCUCAUCUUUCUGGUUUGGACCCACUGCUCGUCGUACCGUGCGCCGGCCCGCAUCGUGGUGCUGCUGCAGGAGCUGUGCAACCUGAUCAUUCAGCAGGCCUCCUCCUACCUGAGAGCUGCGGAGCUGCUGAGAGGAGACACUGAGGAGACUCUGGAGAAGCUCCAGGUGGUGCUGAAGCUCCUGACGUGCUUUAAGGAGAGUUUCCAAGCCUACAGAGGCAGAGUGAGCGUCUGGGCCGGCGCUGGAGGCAUAAGCAGCUGCUGGGAUUUCCCGUCGGCUCUGGUCUUCACUCGGUUUGACAGCUUUCUGGCUCGAGUGCUGCUGUUGGAGGAUCUUUUCUCCACCAUGCUGGAGCUGCAGAAGCUGGAGAAGCUGAUCUUCGGAGGCGUUAAGGGCAGAAUGUUCACCGAGCAGGUUUCUCUGCUGCUCUCAGAGUUUCAGCAGCUCUGUAAAGGAAUCACGGACAAAGAUUAUGACCCACUGGACCUAACGUCCCAGGAGUUUGAGGAGGACUGUGAGCUCUUCAGAGAGGAGGUGGCAGGUUAUGACCGGCGGCUCGGGAACAUCUUCUGCUCUGCGUAUAGAGACUGUUCAGGACUGGAAUCUGUUUACAAACUCUUGGCUGUGGUCAGUCCGUUUCUGGACAGAGGGAUUGUUAAGGACUCGUUCACUCCCAGUUUACCCAGACUGGUCCGGCUGUUUGGGGACGAGCUGGAGAGCUGUAAACGCCUGUUUGACCAUCAGCUCCAGCAGAGGAGGAGAGGUCAAGCCCUGCUGUGUAAGAACAUGUCCGCCAUGUCCGGCGCUCUGAAGUGGGCUAAGAUGCUGAGAGCAAGGAUCCAAGCUCCGUGGGAGAAUUUCCGGCUCGUGCUGGACGUGUUCGCUGAAGGAGCAGCUGUGGAGCUGGUGCAGCAUCAGUACCGGGAGAUGUCCACCCUGCUGGACGAGUUUGAGGAGAAGGUUUACUCAGACUGGUGCAGUAACGUGGAACAGAUCUGCCAGCUGAACCUCGACCAGCCGCUCAUCAGGAGAGAUUCAGACACCGGCCUCCUCUCGGUGAACUUUAAUCAGGAGCUGUUAGCCGUCUUGCGAGAUGUGAGGCACCUCCAAAUCCUGGAGCGCAUCAACAUCCCGUCUGCAGCCAUGGAGGUUCACGAGAGGAGAGACAGCUUCCUCACGUGCAUGAGCAGUUUGCAGUUGUUGGUCCAGGCGUACAACAAGGUCCAUCAGGCAGCUGUGGAUGUUGAGGUCUCUCUGAUGAAGGUGGAUCUGGAGGCCAUAGACCAGCAGCUUCAUGGGGCUGAGACUGAGCUGACGUGGCAGCACCAGGGCUGCUGGAGCUACAUCAGCCAGGUGAUGGAUACGGUCUGCAGGCUGGAGCGCAGGAUUCAGAGGGCCAAAGACAAUGUGGAGAUGAUCCAGGAGCUGAUGAAGGGAUGGAGCAAACAGCCGAUGUUCUGCAGGAAGGACAGUAAGAAAGACACGCUGCUGAUGCUGGAGGACAGAGCAGGAAGAGUGGCAAAGAGAUACAGCAGCAUCAGGAGAGAUGGAGAGACCAUCCACCUUCUGCUGCAGGAGAACAGGGACCUGUUUGGAGCAGAAGGUGGCUCAGAGGCCUGGCAGGACUAUGUGGAGUAUGUGGAUGAGAUGGUGGUGGAAGGCUUUUUCAGCGCCGUCUCUCACUCUCUGGAGUUCUUUGUUUAUAAUAUGGAGGUUUCUGUCAGACGUUCUCCGUUUUUAGAGGCUCGGAUGGAGCUCAGCGGCUCUGAGAUCGUCUUCAGACCCUCUAUGGACCCUCACGCCGGAGACGGGUUCUACGAGCUGGUGGAGGGGCUGCUGGCAGACGUGUUCAAGAUGUCUGCUCAGGUCAAACGAGUGGCGCCUCACCUGGACAUGGAGGACUAUCAGGAUGAUAUGGAUGAUAUGCUGGACCUGUUAGACCUGCGGCAGGAAGUGAUGGAGCGAGUGAGCGACGUCGUCAGGAGAGUCUGUCAGUACCGCAGCACGUUCGAGCGCUACUCCCACCUGUGGCUGGACGAGAGGGCCGAGUUCCUCCGGCAGUUCCUCCUUUAUGGUCAGUCUCUCACUGCUGAGGACGUCGAGGCGUACGGAGAAGACGCUUUACCGGAGACUCCGCCCACCACUGACCAGUUCAAACAGCAGAUUGAUCAUUAUGAGGAGCUGUAUGUGGAGGUCAGCAGGCUGGAGGAUGGGCGCGUGUUUGAGGGCUGGUUUAAGGUGGAUACUCGUCCGUUUAAGAUGAGUCUUUUAAAUAUGAUCAAAAAAUGGAGCUGGAUGUUCAAGGAGCACCUCGUAUCAUACGUCACUGACAAUGUUGCAGAGCUGGAGGAGUUCAUCGUGAGGGCAGACUCAGGACUGAGGGAGCCGGUGAGGGGUGGAGAUCGUCAGGCUCUGGUGCAGGUUAUGGGCUGCUUGCUGGCAGUCAGACACAGACAGUCCAGUACAGAUCAGCUGUUUGAGCCUCUGAGGGCUGUGGUCAGUCUCCUGGAGCAGUACGGAGAAGCCAUGCCUGAGAACAUCUACCUGCAGCUGGAGGAACUGCCUGAGAGAUGGAGCAGCGUUAAGAAGCUUGCCUGGACGGUGAAGCACGAGGUGGCUCCUCUGCAGAACGCUGAAGUGGCCGUCAUACGCAGGAAGUACGGAGCUUUCAAGGUGAAGCUGAGUCAGUUUGAAGAAAGGUAUAGAACCGAAGCUCCUCUCCAGUACAGCGCGGAGAACCCGUACUCUCAGCUGGACAAAUGCUAUUGUGAGCUGGUGACUCUGGAGCUGGAGCUGGUGGAGCUGCAGGAGAGCUGUAAGCUGUUUGAAGUGAGCAGCCCGGACUUCAGGCAGCUCAGGAUGUGGAGGAGAGAGAGUUCCACCUUAAAGCAGCUGUGGGACCUGCUGCUGUGUGCUCAGAGUUGCAUUGCAGGCUGGGCUCUGUCGGCCUGGAGGGAGAUUAAUGUGGACGAGAUGGACGCAGAACUCAGGAGGUUUACAAAAGAAAUGCAGGUUCUUGAUAAAGAGGCUCGCGGCUGGGCCGUGUUUGUGGGUCUGGACUGCAGACUGAGAGACCUGAUGACCUCACUAAGGGCCGUGGCUGAGCUGCAGAACACAGCCAUGAGAGACAGGCACUGGACACAACUGGUUAAGGCUACUGGGGUGGACCUCACCCUGACCAAGAGAAGCACCCUCGCAGACUUACUGGCUCUGCAGCUACACAUGUAUGAAGAGGAGGUUCACGGCACGGUGGCCAGAGCAGUCAAAGAGAUGGCCAUUGAAAAGAUGUUGGGUGAGAUCAGCCAGACGUGGGCGCUGAUGGAGUUUGCUUAUGAGGAGCAUUUCCACACCUCCACUCCACUGCUGAAGUGUGACGAUGAGCUCAUUGAGAGGCUGGAAGAGCAUCAGGUGCAGCUGCAGGCCAUGUCGCAGAUGAAGCAGGUGGAGUUUUUCCAUGGGCAGGUGCAGGUUCUGCAGACCCGCCUCGCUCGUGCUGAGUUGGUGCUGGUGCUGUGGUUAGAAGUGCAGAGGAGCUGGGCUCACCUGGAGAGCGUCUUCAUCUGCUCAGACGACAUUCAGCACCAGCUUCCCGCCGACACGCUCCGGUUCCACUCCGUUAACUCCGACUUUAAGGAUCUAAUGUUUAAAAGCUCUGAAAUCAAGAACGUGAUCGCUGCCACCAACAGGCCACGUCUUCUGGAGACUCUCGAGGAUUUACAGCUGAGGCUUGCUGUGUGUGAGAAGGCACUAGGCAAAUAUCUAGAAUCGAAGAGAAUAGCGUUCCCUCGCUUCUACUUCAUCUCCUCUGCUGACUUACUGGAUAUGCUGUCCAAAGGCAGCCAGCCUAAACAGGUCACCCAUCACCUCGCAAAGCUGUUCGACAGCCUGGCCGACCUGCAGUUCGGAGUGACGGACGCGGUGGCCGAGGGGAUGUUCAGCGCUGAGAGAGAAUACGUGCCCUUCUUCACCCGGUGUGACUGCGACGGCCCGGUGGAGCUGUGGCUGAGCCGGGUGGAGGAGGCGAUGAGGGGGGCGGUGAGGAGGCAGAUGGCUGAGGCCGUGAGCGUGUAUGAGGAGCGUCCGCGGGAGCAGUGGGCUUUAGAGCGUCCAGCCCAGCCGGCCCUGACCGCCACGCAGGUCUGGUGGACGGCUGACGUGGAGCUGGCCUUUCAGCGCAUGGCGGAGGGCUUUGACACGGCGCUGCGGGACUACAGCAGGAAACAGGUCACUCAGCUGAACUCCCUGAUAAGCAUGUUGUUGGGGGAGCUGAGUCCAGCGGACAGGCGGAAGAUCAUGACCAUUUGCACCACUGAUGUCCACGCCAGAGAUGUGGUGUCCAAACUCAUCAAUCAGAAGGUGAGCAGCGGUCAGGCCUUCACCUGGCUCUCUCAGCUCCGGCACUGCUGGGAUGAAGAACAGAGACACUGCUUCAUCAGAAUCUGCGACGCCCAGUUUCUCUACUCCUACGAGUACCUGGGCAACAGACCGCGGCUGGUCAUCACCCCGCUGACGGACAGGUGCUACGUGACCCUGACCCAGUCUCUGCACCUGACCAUGAGCGGAGCCCCCGCAGGGCCGGCCGGCACCGGCAAGACAGAGACCACUAAAGACCUGGGCAGGGCGCUGGGGGUCAUGGUGUACGUCUUUAACUGCUCCAAGCAGAUGGAUUAUAAGUCCAUAGGGAACAUCUUUAAAGGCCUGUCUCAGACUGGAGGCUGGGGCUGCUUCGACGAGUUCAACCGCAUCGCCGUGGAGGUGCUGUCAGUGGUGGCGGUCCAAGUGAAGGCCAUUCAGGACGCCGUUCGCUAUAAGAGGAAGAGGUUCUUCUUCUUAGAGGAGGAGAUCAGCUUGAGGCCCAGCGUUGGAGUUUUUAUCACCAUGAACCCAGGAUACGCUGGACGGACGGAGUUGCCAGAAAACCUCAAAGCGCUCUUCAGGCCGUGUGCCAUGGUGGUGCCGGAUAUGGAGCUGAUCUGUGAGAUCCUGCUGAUGGCUGAAGGCUUCCUGAGUUCCCGGCCGCUGGGCAGGAAGUUCAUCACCCUGUACAGCCUCUGCAGAGACCUGCUCUCCACACAGGACCAUUAUGACUGGGGGCUGCGCGCAGUCAAGUCUGUCCUGGUGGUCGCUGGUGCUCUGAAGAGAGCGGACACGGCCAGGCCGGAGGAUCAGGUCUUACUGCGAGCUCUGAGAGACUUUAACGUGCCAAAGAUGGUGACGGAGGACGUGCCGGUGUUUCUGGGUCUGCUCGGCGAUCUGUUCCCCGGCGUGGAGGUGCCGAGGCGGACGGAUCCGGAUUUUGAGCAGCUGGUUCGGCAGAGUGCCCUGGAGCUCCGACUCCAGCCUGAGGAUCCCUUCAUCCUCAAGGUGAUUCAGCUGGAAGAGCUAAUGAGUGUCCGUCACUCUGUGUUUGUGGUGGGAAAUGCUGGCUCAGGGAAGAGUCAGAUCCUGAGAACUCUCUAUAAAACCUACUUCAACAUGAGAAGGAAGCCUGUCUGGAACGACCUGAACCCCAAGGCCAUAAGCACAGAUGAGCUAUUCGGGUUCGUCCAUCCAGCCACUCGGGAAUGGAAAGAUGGCUUGUUGUCCAGCUUCAUGCGUGACCAGGCCAGUAACCCUCACCCCGGGCCCAAGUGGAUCAUUCUGGAUGGAGACAUCGACCCCAUGUGGAUAGAGUCUCUGAACACAGUCAUGGACGACAACAAGGUGUUAACUUUAGCCAGUAAUGAGAGGAUUCCGCUCACAUCUUCAAUGAGGUUGGUGUUUGAGGUCAGUCACCUGAGGAACGCCACGCCUGCCACGGUGUCCAGAGCUGGAAUCUUGUACAUCAACCCACAGGACCUCAGCUGGAACAUGUGUGUAAACAGCUGGAUUGACAGGAGGCAGCGACAGACUGAGCGAGCUCACCUCACCAUCCUGUUCGACAAGUACGUCUCCCGCUGCAUGGAGCACAUGAGGAGCUCAGCAAAGACCAUCACGCCCAUCCCAGAGAGCAGCAUGGUGCAGACUCUGUGUUCCUUGCUGGACGGUCUGCUGACCCCAGAGAACAUUCCAGCUGACUCUACACGUGACGUCUAUGAGACUUACUUUGUGUUUGCCUGCAUCUGGGCUUUUGGUGGGGCUACAUAUCAGGAUCAGGCUCGUGAUUACAGGGCGGAGUUCAGUCAGUGGUGGGUUAAAGAGAUGAAGAGCGUUAAGCUGCCGGCCCACGGCUCCGUUUUCGACUUCUACCUGGACCCCCAGACCAGACGCUUCUCACCAUGGAGCGACAAAGUGCCCUCAUUUCAAAUGGAUCCAGACGUCCCUUUACAGGCUGCGCUGGUGUCCACAACAGAGACAGUGCGGCUGCAGUUUGUGAUGCGUCUGCUGCUGCAGUGCUCUCAGCCUGUGAUGCUGGUUGGGGGGACGGGGACAGGGAAGACCGCCGUGGUCAGAAACCUGCUGGACUCUCUUUCAGACGACUUCCUGACGGUCAACGUGCCCCUGCACUACUACAGCACCUCCUCCGGUCUGCAGAAGCUGUUGGAGAAGCCACUGGAGAAGAAAGCAGGCAGGAGCUACUCUCCUCCAGGGAGCAAGAGACUCGUGUACUUUAUCGAUGAUCUGAACGCGGCGGCUGCCGACAGAUACGGCACGGUCCAGCCGCACGCACUCGUACGGCAGCAUCUGGACUAUAAACACUGGUACGACGGUCAGAAAAUGUCUCUGAAAGAGAUUCACAACACACAGUACGUCACCUGCAUGAAUCCACGAGCAGGAAGUUACACCAUUAACCCCAGGCUGCAGAGGCAUUUCUCUGUGCUGGCGGUGAGCAGCCCCAGCUGGGAGGCUCUGAACUCCAUCUUCAGCUCCAUCCUGGUCCAGCACCUGCAGAGUCAGACGUUCGGCCCGGCCGUACUCGGCAGCGGCCCGGUCCUGGUCCAGGCGGCCAUCGGUCUCCACCAUUCAGUGAUCCGCCACUUCCUGCCCUCUGCCAACAACUUCCUCCACCUCUUCAGCCUGUGGGAUCUCUCCCGGCUUUUCCAGGGUCUGCUCUUCUCCAGGCCGGACCGUGUGAGGCGGAGUUGUGACCUGGUCCGGCUGUGGCUGCACGAGUCCAGCAGGGUGUACUCUGACCGGUUCUCUGACCCGGCGGACCAGCGGCUCUUCCCCAGGCUGCAGGCAGGCGCUGCUCGACAGGCCUUUGAGGUUCUGGAGGAGCAGCUUGUGUUCCAGGAGCCUCUGGUUUACCUGCACAGCCGUGACGGUGCUGGAGAACCUGUCUACGGUCCUGUAGGGGGAUGGAAGCAGCUGAGCAGCAUCCUGACCAAUGCCCUGGAUACAUACAACCAACUUCACUCCACCAUGAACCUAGUGCUGUUCCAGCAGGCCAUGCUGCACGUGUGUCGGAUCAGCCGAAUCUUGGCAUGCCCUCGAGGCCACGCACUGCUGGUGGGGGUAGGCGGCAGCGGGAAGCAGAGUCUGACCCGUCUAGCCGCUCACGUCUCCGACAUGGACGUCUUCCAGCCCACGGUUCACGAGAGCUACGGCCUCCAGGACCUGAAGGUGGAUCUGGCGGAGCUCUGUUUAAAGGCUGGAGUGAAAAACCUCCCCACGGUUCUCCUGCUCACAGACGCUCAGAUCCCUGAUGAACGGUUCCUCGUCAUCAUCAGCGCCCUGCUGUCCUCAGGUGAGGCUCCAGAGCUGCUGAGUGAGGAGGAGGUGGACGGAGCGAUGAAGGCAGUGAGGAGGGACGUGCGAGCUCUGGGCCUGCUGGACAACGCGGAGAACUGCUGGAGGUUCUUCGUAGAUCGCGUCCGUCAGCAGCUCAAGGUGGUGUUGUGUAUGUCUCCAGCAGGAGGCGCUCUGCGUGUUCGAUUACAGCGUUUCCCAGCUCUGCUCAGCUGCACCACAACUGACUGGUUCCACGAGUGGCCACAGGAGGCGCUGCACUCAGUUAGCCUGUGUUUCCUACAGGAGCUCCCGACUGUUCAGCCGGCCGUUCAGGAGCCCAUCAGUCUUUUCAUGGCUCACAUUCACACCAGUGUCAAGCAGGCCAGCGAGCGCUACAGGCAGAGCGAGCGCAGGCACAACUACAGCACACCCAGAAGCUUCCUGGAGCUGCUGAGGCUGUACGGGAACCUGCUGGAGGAGACAGACCAGCAGCUUCAGGAGAAGCUGAGCAGACUGCAGGCAGGCCUGCAGAAACUGAAGACCACCGCCACGCAGGUCGAGGAGCUGAAGGCGAAGCUGAACUCUCAGGAAACUGAGCUGAAUCUGAAAAACGAAGCCGCGGAAGCGUUGAUCGCCAGAGUCGGCCGUCAGGCGGAGAGAGUGAGCUGGAAGAGACGGGACGCAGAUCUGGAGGAGCAGAAGGUCGCAGCGAUCCAGGCUGAGGUGACUCGGAGACAGAGGGACUGUGAGAAUGACCUGGCUAAAGCUGAACCGGCUCUGGAGGCAGCCACUGCCGCUUUAGACACCCUCAACAAGGUGAACCUGACGGAACUAAAGACGUUCCCCAAUCCUCCAGACGCUGUGAGUAACGUCCUGGCUGCUGUGAUGGUUCUCUUGGCUCCAUGUGGACGUGUUCCUAGGGAGCGCGGCUGGAAGGCUGCCAGGGUCUUCAUGGGCAAGGUGGACGACUUCCUGCAGGCGCUGGUGGGCUACGAUAAGGAGCACAUCCCUGACCAGUGUCUGACUGUGGUGAAGCAGGAGUAUCUCAACAACCCUGGGUUUCAGCCUCACCUCGUACGCACCAAGUCCUACGCCGCCGCCGGCCUCUGCGCCUGGACCAUCAACAUAGUCCGCUACUACGAGGUGUACUGUGAAGUGGCUCCAAAGCGUCAGGCUCUUUCUCAGGCCAACGCUGAACUGGACAGUGCUACGGCCAAACUGCUCAGCGUUAGGAAGAAACUGGAUGAUCUGGACGGACACCUGCAGAACCUCACGGCUCAGUUUGAGCGAGCGGCGGCCGAGAAGCUGCGCUGCCAGGAGGAGGUGACCCGCACCAGGACGACCAUAGAGCUGGCCAAUCGGCUGGUGGGAGGCCUGCAGUGUGAGAACGUGCGCUGGUCUGAAGCCGAGCUGGAGCUGAAGGCCCAGCAGAAGACCCUGGUUGGGGACGUCCUGCUGGCCGCAGCGUUCGUCUCUUACGCCGGAUAUUUCUCACAGCACUACCGCCGGCAGCUCCUGGAGCUCUCGUGGAAGCCCUUCCUCGGACAGCUGAGCCCCCCCGUCCCGCUGACAGAAGGCCUGGACCCUGUCCUGCUGUUGGCUGACCAGGCCAGCGUGGCAGCCUGGCACAACCAGGGCCUGCCGGCGGAUAGGCUGUCUAUGGAGAACGCUGCCAUCCUGACCCGCAGCCAGCGCUGCCCCCUGCUGGUGGACCCCCAGCAACAGGCCAGCAAGUGGCUCCGUAACCUGUAUGGACCUGGACUGCGAGUCCUGCAGCACAGACAGAACGGGUGUGUGGAUGUGAUUGAGGAGGCGCUGGUCAGUGGUGAAGCUGUGCUGAUUGAGAACGUGGAGGAGAGAGUUGAUCCAGUCCUGCAGCCUCUACUGACCAGAAACACAACCAACAGAGGAAGGUCGAUCAGACUGGGCGGGAAGCAGUGUGAGUAUAACAGCAGCUUCCGGCUCCUUCUGCACACUAAACUGGCCAACCCUCACUUCCCCCCGGAGCUGCAGGCCCAGACCACCCUCAUUAACUUCUCAGUGACGCGAGUCGGGCUGGAGGAGCAGCUCCUGGGUCAGGUGGUCACCCACGAGAGGCCUGACCUGGAGAGGCUGAAGUUGGAGCUGAGCGUCCAGCAGAACGUGUGUCAGAUCGAGCUGAAGCAGUUGGAGGAGGAACUGCUGAACCGGCUCUCCGCCGCUGAGGGAAGCUUCCUGAGAGAUGCAGCUUUAGUGGAGCAGCUGGAACACACCAAGAGCACGGCCACCGUCAUCCACAGCAAGGUUGCCGAGGCGAGAGAGACUGAACUGAAGAUCGACGCGGCCCGAGAGCUCUAUCGCCCUGUAGCACAGAGAGCGGCUCUUCUCUACUACAUCAUUAAAGACCUGCACUGCAUCAACCCCAUGUACCAGUAUUCACUCCAGUCUUUCAGUGCCGUGUUCCACAGAGCGAUCAACCGUGCUCCUCUCCACGAAGACGUGACGGCACGUGUCCACUCCCUCACUGAAGCGGUCACUUAUUCAGUCUUCCAGUACACCAGCAGGGGGCUCUUUCAGAGGGACCGGCUCACCUUCCUGACCCACGCCGCCUUCCAGAUUCUCCUGAUGGAUGGGUCCAUUGAAGCAGAGGAGCUGGAUCUGCUGUUGCGUCUACCUGUAGAGGGCACCAGUGGAAGUCCUGUGAGCUUCCUGUCUACACAGGCCUGGGGAGCCAUCAGGGCCUUGUCGGUUCUGGAGGCGUUCCGGGGGCUGGACCACGAUGUGGAGGGCUCAGCUAAGCGCUGGAGGAAGCUGCUGGAGUCUGAGUGUCCAGAGAGACAGCGCCUCCCUCUGGACUGGAAGAAGAAGAGCCCCAUGCAGAAAUUGAUUAUCCUCAGAGCCAUGCGCCCAGACAGGAUGAGCUACGCUCUCAGGAACUUUGUGGAGGAGAGCCUGGGCUCCAGAUAUGUGGACCCUGGAAAGGUGGAGUUUGAGAAGAUCUUUGAGGAGACCAGUCCUUCCACAACAGUCUUCUUCAUCCUGUCACCUGGAGUCAACCCCCUGAGAGAUGUGGAGGCGCUGGGGCUGAAGCUGGGCUUCUCCACAGAGCAGGGGAACCUCCACAGUGUGUCUCUGGGACAGGGUCAGGAGAACGCUGCUCAGAGAGCUGUGGAGUCGGCAGCUGUGAGAGGACACUGGGUAAUUCUACAGAAUGUGCACUUAGUGGAGCACUGGCUGGGUCGCCUGGGAGACUUAUUGGAGCUCACAGGUCGGGAUGCUGACCCCCAGUACAGAGUGUUUCUGUCCAGCCAGCCCGACCCCAGUCCUGACCAGCACAUCAUCCCCAGAGCCAUCCUAGAGAACUCCCUGAAACUCACCAGCGAGCCGCCCACCGGCCUGAACGCCAGCCUGCAUGCUGCACUGAACACCUUCAGCCAGGACACUCUGGAGGAGUGUUCUCGUGAGCAGGAGUUUAGAGUGCUCCUUUUCUCUCUCUGCUAUUUUCACGCCUGUGUGAGUGAGAGGAGGAAGUUUGGGCCUCAGGGUUGGAACCGCUGCUACCCCUUUAACACCGGAGACCUCACCAUCUCCACCAGCGUGCUCUACAACCACCUGGAGACUCAUUCCAAAGUGCCGUGGGAGGAUCUGUGUUACCUGGUUGGAGAGAUCAUGUAUGGAGGACACAUCACAGACGAGUGGGACAGGAGGCUCUGCAGGACGUACCUACAGGAACUCUUCAACCCCAAACUGUUUGAAGGGGAGCUGUUUCUCUGCCCCGGGUUUCCCGCUCCUCCUGACCUGGACUACACCGGCUAUCACAGCUACGUGGACGAAAGGCUGCCGGCGGAAAACCCGAGUCUGUACGGCCUUCAUCCUAACGCAGAGAUAGAGUUUAUGACCACCACGUCCGACUCCCUCUUCAGGACGCUGCUGGAACUGCAGCCCAGAGACUCUGGAGUGGGAGAGGAAGCAGCGCAGACUUCGGAGGAGAAGGUGAAAGGUGUGCUGGAGGAGCUGCUGGAGAAGCUGCCUGAGGAGUAUAACGUGACGGAGCUCCUGGUGAAGACGGACAGACACGGCCCAUACGUCCUGGUGUGUGUGCAGGAGUGUGAGCGCAUGAACCUGCUGAUCACCGAGAUACAGACGUCUCUCACAGAGCUGCUCCUCGCCCUGAAGGGUGAGUUAAGCGUCUCUCCAGACCUGGAGGCCCUGCAGAUGGCCCUGUUCUAUGACCGAGUUCCAGAAAGCUGGAGCAGACUGACCUUCCCUUCCACCAAAACACUGGCCCAGUGGUUCGGCGAUGUUCUCUCUCAGUGUCGUGAGCUGGACACUUGGACUCAGGACUUCGUGCUUCCCUCUGUGGUUUGGCUCUCAGGCCUGUUCAGCCCACAGUCGUUCCUCACCGCCAUCAUGCAGAGCAUAGCUCGCAAGAACAAGUGGCCACUGGACAGGACGGCUCUGUGUGUGGACGUGACGAAGAAGACGAAGGACGAUUACGGCCACCCACCUCGAGAGGGCGCUUACAUUCAUGGACUCUACAUGGAAGGUGCACGCUGGGAUAUCUCUGCAGGUGUGCUGGCGGAGGCUGUGCUAAAAGACUUAACUCCAGCCAUGCCAGUGCUGUACGUCCGCGCGGUGCCCGAUGACCAGCUGGAGCUGAAGAACACCUACGAGUGUCCAGUGUACCGGACCAAGCUCCGUGGGCCCACCUACAUCCGGAGCUUCCACCUCAAAACGCGCCACCCGCCUGCCAAGUGGGUGCUGGCGGGAGCGGCGCUGCUGCUGUCUGUGUGACU